GCGAAUACGCUUCUCGAUAUGCGCCACGUUAUUUGAUUUAAGUUUAGGAGGGAGGACUUCCAGCGCACGAGAAAACGCGAGAGAGAGACCUAAUUACUGCGAUCGCUUCGAGGCUUCCCCCGGUCUGCCCUCUGGGAGAUUCAAGCUCCAGUUGCAUCAGUUUUUGAUCACGGCCUCAAAAACCCUCGCAAACCCAGUCUUUCCUCUCUCGUUUGGUGGCGGCGGCGGCGACGAAGGCGAAGGCGAAGGCGAAGGCGACGACGGGGGAGGAGGCUUUUCCUUUCUCCUUUUAUCUCCUAAAAGAUGCCGAAGCACUACCGGCCCCCGGGGAAGAAAAAGGAAGGAAACGCGGCGAAGUACAUCACGAGGACGAAGGCGGUUCAUUAUCUUCAAGUUAGUCUGUCCACCUUCAGGAAACUAUGCAUUCUCAAAGGUAUUUUUCCACGGGAACCGAAGAAGAAGGUGGAAGGGAACCACAAGACUUACUAUCACAUGAAGGAUAUCUUGUUUCUCGCCCACGAGCCUCUACUCGAGAAAUUCAGGUACUACUCCUUUGAAAAAGGGAGCUUUAUACAUUACUAA
Messenger RNA from Musa acuminata subsp. malaccensis (wild Malaysian banana), 582 nucleotides. Lineage: Eukaryota; Viridiplantae; Streptophyta; Magnoliopsida; Zingiberales; Musaceae. The record is from RefSeq and is a predicted model, not a curated record.